CUAUCGUCAACUAGCACCACAUCAUCCGCAAAGAGCAUACAUCAUGGGAUAUCUCCUUGUAUAUCCCUUGUGACCUCAUCCAUCACCAAAAAAGAUAAGGGCUCAAAGCUGGCAGAGCAGAUUCAAAUAAUUUGGAAAAAUGCGGGUCGUGUUUACAAUCUACAGGAGGCAGCCAUGGCGGGUAUCGACUUAUCUGGCAACUCUCUUUCGCAAGAGAUCCCAGGUGGGCUCACAACCCUUCUUGGACUCAGGUACCUGAACUUAUCUGGAAAUCAUCUGUCAGGUUGUAUCCCCGAAGACAUUGGCAAUCUGGUACUGCUGGAAUCCUUGGACCUUUCACAGAACCAACUCUCAGGGGAAAUUCCUCCAAGCUUUGCAGCUUUGAAGGCCAUGAGCGCUCUGAACCUCUCGACCAAUGAUUUAUCAGGGAGGAUACCUACAGGCAGCCAGCUGCAGACGCUCGUCGAUCCAUCAAUAUACAGCAAUAAUCCAGGGCUAUGUGGUUUUCCAUUGAAGGACUGUGUAAACUCGUCAGACACCGACGCAAAAUGAAGUGAGCCAGGCUGAAGACAGAGAGGCCCUGUGGUUGUGUUGCUUUGUGGCUGCUGGGUUCAUCUUUGGGUUCUGGCUGUACUGGGGCAUCUUCUUGUUCCGCAGCGAGGCCUGGAGGUGUGCAUUCUAUCAGCAUGUGGACAGCAUGCAAGCGGAGGUUAUCAAGAAGAUGUGUAGCUGUAUGUCGCGAUUCUGGGCAAACGGCUCUGAAUGAUGAAGUGCGCCGUGUGGCUCUGGAGUAAUGUUGCGAGCAUACACGCCAAUGCCGAUCAUGUCUAAUACCGUAUUUCCCUUCCUCGUUGGUUUGCUGUAAAAGUACUUGCUAGUACUUUGGUGUGCAUGGCGUUAUUCAGGUUGUGUGGCGCUGAAACCUACAGGUUUUUCAGAUGAACUGGGCAACAUUUACUUUCUGAUUGUGUGGCGUAAAAAUGAAUAAGUUCUGUUGAAUCAGUUGUCAAAUUGUGUUGGAGAAGAUAUGGUGAAGUUAGCAUCUGAAAGGAUUGUGAUUGUAAAUUUGUAAUGCCCCCGUUGCCUCAGGCGAGUUGCCGUACGUGGUGUAAGGCAGAGGAAGAAGUGACAGUCAGUUAAUUUUUGUCCCUCUCCAAAGAGCGAGUAGAGGCAGAUAAGCCCAAUGCCUUCGUGGGCCCACUUGCAGACUACCGGCUCUGCCUAGCACUGGGUAGGUUUCCUCCUCUGUUUCCUGCAACAACAAAAAAGUACCCUCCCCUGUGGACAGUGGCGAAUCCAGGAAGAAAAUGAAGGGUGGGCUCAAAGUUAACAACGAGAAGAUUUCGCAAAAAAAAAGUUAACAUCAAGAAAACUAACGUCAUUUAGAAGAGAAAAAGGCGUUUCGGUAAAAAAAAGCAUUAUCUCCUAAUCCUAUUGUCCAAAUACGCUAAUAUUUUGCCAGAGUACCACUGAAAACAUAUGUAUUAUUAAUGUCAUUUUCUAGGUUCUUGCUAAUAAAAAAUAUUGAACGGAAGUUGAAAUCUAUCUACCAAAAUAUAGUCGCUAUCUCCUGGUCCUUUUGCUCCAAACAAGGUAAAACUUUCCUAGAUUACUACAGGAAACAUGACGUAUUUGCUAGAUUCUCUUAAAAAAGUAUAUCAAAAUUUUAACCAAAAUUUCAAUUUAUUUAGCAAAAUAUAGUCAUUAUCUCUUAAUCCUUUUCUUCAAAUAAGCUCAAAAUUGCCAGAUUGCUUCUAUAUAUUUGGUGUUGUGCUGUCCGCUACUUGCCUGUGGGCUGUUGGUGUUUAUUGGUUGAGAAUGAGAGACUGGGUUGCUGGGCUAGGACGUGUAGUAGUAAUUUUUUUUGUAUAUUUGGAGGGUAGGCUAGAGCCUUUUGAAGCCCCUUUACUGGACUCGCCACUGCCUGUGGAAAUCUUCUAGUAUUCCUAAUUUCUAAUGGAGUUGGUAGCCUCAUACUCCGGCUAAUUUUCGUUCGAUUAUUUUUCGUCCCCCUUCCACCCCACCACCACCACUCCCACCGGUUUUUCGAGUCGAAACCGAUUCCCCACCCCCACGAUAGAAAAUGCUGCUCCCGAUCUCACCCGAGCACCACGACGUAUUCGCGUCGGGGGAGGCCGGCCCGGAUCCCGCCGUCACCACCGCCCAUCUCUCUGUCAAACUCACCCGAUCCAUCCCACCUCCUCCCGAUCCAGGCAAUGCACGUACCCUAAUCUGCAACAGUUGCUCAUGAUCCCCUUCUUCGCGCGCUGGGGUAGUCACGCAGGGCCGCCACAAGACUGCCUUCGGGAAGUCGGGAGUCUCCAGAUGCAGGGCCGUCGCCGUAGGACGGACGGGUUACAAUCCUUCAUAUCCAGGGCGGCAAGUGCGGUAACCAGAUCGGCUCCAAAUUUUGGGAGAUGGUCUGCGACGAGCACAGCAUCGACUCGACCGGCCGCUAUGACGACACCGACCUCCAGCCUGCGGCAGGUUCGUGCCCCGCGCGUACAAACUACAAAGAUGAGCGACCAUGUCUCCUAUUUUCAUUCUUUCCUCGGCAUAAUUCUCCUGACAGAGGCGAAGAAGAUCGGCACUAGAUGAACGGAUGCACUAUGCUAUGCAAUGCAUGCCAGCUUAAUUACACGGCGCCUUAGAUGCAGAUAGAUUGAUGUCUGGUCACGAAUAGUAGUGCAGAUACAUUGAUGGCCAUAGUUAACACCUUGAAAGAGAUGGGCCUGACUAGGACGGCUAUGCGUUUCCAUUCAUAUAUGCACGGGGCUUCACUGUGGAACCAGAUUUAUCUCUACUGGGGAAAGGGGCACUGAGCCGACGGAGCUGAGCUCAUCGACUCUGUGCUUGAUGUUGUCUGGAAGGGGGUGCAGAACUGCCACUGCAUGCCUUCAAUGUCAUUUUCUUUCUCUACUGCCAUUCUUUGUUGGAGGAAGUUGACCCCUUCGCAUCCAACUACGGCGAUGUCCCCGUCGAGGAGAUCCAGUCCAAGGUCAUCUCCGGCAUUGCGGCCGGUCAGCAAGAAGAUGGACUUCGUCGUGCUGCGCCAGAGCAUGAGCACCGUGCAGUGCGUGCUCGUCGCCAGCGUCGAUGCCGGCGUCAGCACGCAGAUGGUGCACUUUGCCGCCUCCCUCAGCAAGGAGAGCAUCGUCGAUGUCGAAGGCAUCGUCACCCUCCCCAAGGAGCCCUUCAAGGCCACCACACAACAGGUUAGGAAGGCUACUGCAUCAAUAGGUCGAUCCCCACACUUCCGAUCAACCUGGACGAUGCAGCCAGUAGUGAAGCAGAAUUUGAGAAGGCUGAACAAGCUGGGGAAAAUCACGUGUUACCGUGCGGCGCUUUCUGGCUCUCAGUUUAUAGGAAAACUGUGCCGUGCACUCCGUCUCUCGGUUUAUAAGUAAGCCAUGUCCUCGGCCCUCGGUUUAUAUAGACGGGACACGUGGCACUGCCAUUAAACGUCCGGCCGCCAUGAUGUUUCUUUAUUAACCCGAGAGCCACUUGUAAGUACUCGGCAUAUAUAUAAGCCGAGCUUUUUGUUCAUGGCUCUUGGUUUAUACGUUUUGAGCCGGUCCUUAGUAAGCCUGUGGUGUAAGCCGGGACUUUUACUCGGCUUAUAUAUAAACCGAGCGUUUUUCGGCAUAAGCCAAUUGUAUCGGGCACACGGCUUAAUUUUUUUACCUGUAGUGUUGGCACGUGUUCUCCAGGACACAUGCUUGAACUAUCGAUCUGCGGACACCUGCGAAUCAAGCAAUCUUCAUCAUCCAAUUCCAUGUUGAGAACGUGAGUACUAUUUGUCUUCUUUGUACCGAUCGACUGUUAUCAUUCUUGCAGUAAGGCAUGCUGCUGUUACGGCUAGCACCAGGUGCGUUGUUAUUAUUAAAUAAAAGCAGGUCCCAUCACUGUUCAUUCUUUCAUCUUAGUAUCUCCAUCUACCAGCUAAACGCACCUUGCCCAAACUAUGCUUAUGUUUGUGACAUUCAUGUGGCAUCUCAUUCAGAUAGAUUUUAUUAUGUAUUUCUGUAUCAUGCAUGUUUAUUUUCUUCUUUUGGUUCAUAAAUGUCAUGAUUGUUGGAUACACAUGCAGAAAUUCAUAGAGUUUUUGUUCUCGGAGAAUUUUAUUGGGAUCCACAGUCCAAAGUUGAUUGGUGGAUCAAGGGAAGGUGGUGCAUUUGCAUUCAAGCUGGAGUACAAUGGCCAGUCUACUUGUUUAGCGUAAUAUCCACAAUUAUACAAGCAGAUGAGCAUCUGUGGUGGCUUUGGGCGCCGUGUUUUGAGGUUGGCCCCGUAUUUAGAGCAGAAAAAUCAAACACCCACAUGCAUCUGUGUGAGUUUAUUGGGUUGGAUGUAGAAAUGGAAAUUAAGGAGCACUACUUUGAGCUAAGGAAGAUUUGGAGGAAACAAGUCUUUAGUUUGUCUAUUAAAGUGAUGCUGACCAAGUACUGAUUUUUGUAUAUAGGUUUGUGAUAUCAUAGAUGGCUUAUUUGUAGCAAUAUUCAAACACCUGAAUGAAAAUUGUCAGAAGGAACUCGCAGCAAUAAAUACGCAGUGUCCAUUUGAACAUAUGAAGGUAAAACAUUACUCCUUACUGUUUUGUUGGAGAUGGCUAUAUUGCCCUAGAUCACUCGAUCGAUCAAAAUUUCCCUUGCAAAAAUUAUCUUAUCAAUGUGACUGUAUUUUAUACUCCCUCCAUCCCAAAAUAAGUGUCUAAAUCAAAAUAAGUGUCUAAACUGGAUUUGCAUUUAUUUUUCUAACUUCUAUGAAUGCCACACAAAUUGUUAUGGUAAUUUCUAUACAUGUGUGUGAUUUUGCAGCAUACCAAUAAAGCUUUUAAAAUAACUUGGGUUGGUAACAAGUAAAGUUAAACGGAGGAAGAUGCGUGAGUACGGAAGCUGUACCUUGUCAGUUUUGAUGACAAGAAGUCUCUCUUUGAUGGCAUCCACAGCUUGAUGAUUUUGCACCUCUAAGACUGCCUCUAAUGAUUUUUGGUUUCCCUUUAUACAUUGCAGAUUUUGAUCUGGCUUCCUCUAGGCAGGAUGCUCGCAAUCCCCUAGAUCUCAGCUGCAACAAAAAAUACCCAACAAGGCUGAUGUUUCAAGCUCAGAUCCUCUUCAUUGCGCGUGGUGCUAGAAGGAGAACUGGGCUAUUGUUACUGGUCAUUUUCUUUUGACUAUUUCACUUAGGCCAUCAUCAACGACACAUGUUUGCUUCCUGGAUCGAUCCCUUUCACUUCCUGGAUCUUAAACGGAUGUUGUGACUAGAAUUAUGAUAGCAUCAGUGUUCAUCAUUAUUCUUUUUGGACUUGAAUAGAUCUAUGUCUAAAUCACACUUCAUGUGUAUGAGCAAAUUAAUAUGUUGUACUUUCUGCCUUAAAUCACACCUUAGUAAUAUGUUGCUUUGCACAUGUCUUCUCAUGGCCUUAUUAAUGAUCUUGUUUCUAUAGUUUUCAACACAAGAUGAUAUUUUUGUAGCACAUUUCAUAUAAGUUUUCCUCCUACAAGGCUAUAAUUUCAAAUUCAAGCGGCUAUAAUUUCAAAUUCAAGCCAACCCAGCACACAAAGUUUAUAUAUUUUUAUUUUCUAUAUAGGAAGUGGUUGGCGCGGCGGUGGCGUUGAUGAACAACACCCAAUGUAGAGGCAUCAUGACCAUGGGGAAGGGAUCAAGAACAAUGUAGAGGCGACAUGACCAUAGGGAAGAGAUCAAGAACAUAAAGCUCUUGUGGUUCCUCAUCGUCGCUGUCAUCACCAACAACAACAAUGAUUGACCAGCUCAUGAAUCGGCUAUUAGAGCGGGGAGCGAGUUAGAGGGAGACAGAUCUUGUAGGUAGGUAGAACAACCAUGUUUUGGAAUAUAAAUGACAUUUGGUGGUAAGUCACCAUUGUAUUUGUAUCCAAUCUGUCACAUGCCAUAACAUGUCGAAUGUGUUGUACAAAUAUUCUUCAAUAAAUAUGGUUUUAGCUCUUGAUA
Aegilops tauschii subsp. strangulata is the source of this 5970-nucleotide messenger RNA. NCBI's taxonomy places the organism in Eukaryota, Viridiplantae, Streptophyta, Magnoliopsida, Poales, Poaceae. The record is from RefSeq and is a predicted model, not a curated record.